CACCUUUGAGGAUAGAGGUAGAGAGCAUAGGGAUCAAGGUUACAAAGAAAGCAGCAAUGAAAUAGGAUGGACUCCACCAGGUCAGAAGUACUAUGAUGGAGCCAGUUUUCAAGGAAGAGAUAGAGAGAUGGAUGACCAACGUUAUUAUGAUGAUAGCAUGCUUGGAAGAGGUAGUGGGAUGAGUGGUCAGGGUUAUGACGAUAGCAAUGUAAGGGGAAUGCGUCAAGGGAGCAUGGGCCAACCUACUAAUGGUAACACAGGAGGGAGAGGUCGAGGAGGAAGAGGUCGUGGACGUGGUGGUGACGCUGCCCUUGGAAGAGGAUCAGCAAAGAGGGGAAUGUUGCAUGGAGGUGGUGGAUAUGGACCUGCAGCCAAGAAACCAAAAUGGCAACAAGGGGAAACAGGCAGUCAUGAACAGACAUUUGGUGCAGAGCAAGGAUGGGGUGGCGGAGGUAGUGGAAGUAGAGACUCUGAUAACAGUGCGCGGGAAAGAGGUCGAGGUUCGAGAGGGAGAGGAUUCGAUGGGAACUCGUGGGGAAGAGGUCGUGGAACAGGGGGUCAAGGAUCAGUUAGUAGUACACAAGGAAGAGGAAGAGGAACAAUGGGUCGUGGACGUGGUGGUGAUAUUGCCCGUGGAAGAGGGUCGGCAAAGAGGGGAAUGCUACAAGGAGGUAGUGGAUAUGAACCUGCAGCCAAUAAACCAAAAUGGCAAAAAGAGCAACAGGGGAAAACGGGGAGUAGUGAACAGAGAUGGGGUGCAGAGCAAGGAUGGGGCCGAGAAAGGAUAUGGGGCCGGGGAAGAGGCAAGGACCAAGGUGUACGUGGAAGAGGUUCAAGAGGGCGACAAGGGGGACCUCCACAGAGAAACAACCCUGGUCGUUCAAAUCAAGAAGUUAAUGACGGCGCUGUAGAAUAUGGUUUUGAUGGGAAACCUGUUGGACCCGAAAGACUUGCUAGUACACUUGGAGAUUUCAAAUACUGCAAGGUCUGUGAUAUACAUAUCAACUCUAUGAAGUCUGCUAAGGCUCACUAUUCUGGCAAAAUUCACCUGAAAAGGCUCAAUAGUAUUCUGCAGAAAGAAGAAUUGAUGAAAACUCUUGACGUAACUACAGACAAUUGUGAGGUAUGCAAUGUCGUAUAUACUUCCCCUUUGCAAGUCAAAUCACAUCUUGACGGAAACAGGCAUAAGAAAAAUGUUGAAGAAGCUAAAGCUAAAGCUGAGGGAUGUCCAAUUCCAUCAGAAUCUACUGAUCAGAAGAAAGGAGAGGUUGACAAGGAGACUGUUGCUGAUGCCAGUAGAGAGAAGGCAUCAUCUGGACCAUCGGAUGAACGUUUGAUGCUGGAACGUAAUGAAAAGUUUGUUGAACCCAAGAUGAAGGCCAGUGGUGAGAUGCCUCGUCUGAGUCGCCCAGCUGAUUCCCAAUCUCAUGACCAAUCUCGUGUCACAGCAAAAACAUUCCCAGAAGGGGCUCAGCCCACGCCGAAUGUCAGAGAAGAACAAAAAAAUGUCCAGUCACAAAAGGGGGAAAGGUAUGCUACAGCUGCUGCAAGAGAGCCAGAGGAAAGGACGGCUACUUUUGCUGGAAGAGAGCCAGGAGAAAGACGCAAAAACCGCUUCUAUUGUGACCUUUGUGGCGUUAGCACGACAUCUCCUGAUCUCCUUGCAGAUCAUUUCCUUGGCAGAAAGCACAAGCACACAAUGUUACUUAUUAAGAAGAAAAAGAGUGCGCCCACUUCUGCUCAUGGAAGUGUGUUUUCAUGCAAGCUAUGCCGCAUUUCAACUCACGACGCUUAUAAUCUCAACCUGCAUAUGACUGGGAAAAGGCACUUGAAAAAUCUGGAACUGUCCAUGGCUGCUGAUAAACCUAAACCAUUGAUGGAGUCAAAGUCAUGUCCCGCUAGUCAACAAGAACCAAAGGCGUCGGACCAAGUCAACGAGCCACCAUUACAUCCACCAGAUGAAGAGCUCUUUGAAUUAGAAGAACAGCAUCCACCACAAGAGAAUGCCGAGUCUCAAGAAAACCAGGAUGAUAUCGAUUCAGCUAUAGUUAAAAGCCUACAAGAAACUACAAAAGACAUGCCAGAGCUCAAAUUAUAAAUAGUGGGUGGAGAAACCAGAUAUCUUGGACCUCAAUUAUGCUGUACUGAUACAGUGCUUUGGAAGUCUUUGCUGCUUUUUAUAUCACUUGAACAUUUUUUCUGGGCAGGUAAAAGGAUGCUCAAGUUCAUUAAAUUGUUUUUAUAAACUGCACUGUCCUGUACAUGCAUGGGUUCUCUUUAUGUGUGAUAUAUCACCUCAAAAACUGAAUACAGUUGGAGCUUGUUGCACCACUGAAAAUACAAGUAGUAAAACUGCAGUAUUGUGGAUCUGGAAUACCCAUGUGUCAUUUGUCACCAUAGUGGCAUUUGGUCAGUUCAACAUGAGGGAUGUUCACAUUUGGAGAGGCUUUGGUUAUCGCGAAGCAGGAUCCAAGGUGUUAAAUGGGUACCUGGUAGUGGUAGGAUGCGACCAUCAAUGUUGGUCAAAUAAAUUUUGAGCGCUAAGUAACGCCUGGCUGGAAUGCUCCCCAGGGAGUGGAGAUUGUGCACACAGUGAGUGCGGGCAAGUAUUCAAUCCAAUGACCGGGGUAAUAGUAUAUAUGUAAAGCGCUUUAUCGUAGAUGUAUUAAAGGCAGGCUUUACUACUUCAGCUAGAAG
Messenger RNA from Strongylocentrotus purpuratus (purple sea urchin), 2697 nucleotides. RefSeq lists its product as uncharacterized. Bases 128 to 2098 code for a protein of 656 amino acids. Gene Ontology annotation, molecular function: nucleic acid binding; zinc ion binding. NCBI's taxonomy places the organism in Eukaryota, Metazoa, Echinodermata, Echinoidea, Camarodonta, Strongylocentrotidae. The transcript is spliced from 8 exons. The record is from RefSeq and is a predicted model, not a curated record.